CUCCUGCCGGCUUAUGGGCUUGUGGGGCUCGUUGACCUGACAGGUGCAGGUGGUGCGGCGGGAAAGCGGUUUGGGGUUGCACGCAUAGGUACUCCUGUAGCACCCACACCGAAUGCGCGCUCGUCCCUUGCAGCUGCGUGGGGAGCCGGUGACUCCCGCCCCAGGAACACAGCACAUUUACAGAAAGAAGGCCUUCGGAGAGCUAUUGAGCACAGAUCCGGGAGGGAGGGCCAGAGGGAAGGGAUUGCCGGGAGGUUGACGGGACGGCUAGCCUGGUACGUACUUUUUCUUCCGACUGCUGUACACCAAAAUUGCAUGUGCAGUUCACCAAGAACAAGAGCGCCCCGGCCGACACCUUGCACGCAGCAUGAAGACGAGUGAGCGGGCUGGCCGUGAAGAUCAGACGCACCGCCAGUAUGUGCCAGCGCACCACGCCUACAGCGGCUACGUGCUCUCCCGGGAUGAAAGGGUGGGAACGGUCCGGUAUUCAGACCUGUCGCCCGAGGUGUUCUUCGAUGAUUUCGUGGCUCGUCGAAAGCCAGUGCUGAUGGAUGGUUGCCUCACGGAAGAAGAGGGCUGGCGAGGGAAUAACUGGACCAACGAGUACCUCCGCGAAAAGGCUGGUGACGCAGAGGUGAAAGUGGAGUACCGGGGCGGGGCGGAGGAGCGGUACGGUCAAGGGCUAGAAAGAGGGAUGAAGUUUGGCGACUUCCUCGGCGAGCUGGAACGAAAGAACGACCUUUUGUAUCUCACUACUCAGGAGCUUGGGCUGGAUCCCACCGGCAGACCCGGCCUCAUGAGCGCGCCGCUGGACAGGCUGCGGGAGGACUUCCCUCUCCGCCCGGGGCUUGCUGGCGCGCUCGUGCCACAGAACGUGAACCUCUGGAUGGGGCACACGAAGGAGGGCGGCUCUAGCAGCGGGCUUCACCAUGACUUUCACGACAACCUCUACGUGCUCCUUAGGGGGAAGAAGACGUUCAGGCUCUUCAGCCCAGCGGACGCCCAUCGCAUGUACCUGGAAGGAGAGCUCGUGAAGGUUCACCCCAACGGGCGGAUAAACUACAAGGGCAAGGAGACCCUAGCGGACGGUUCAGAUCCCUUGGCGGAGACCGCAGCUAGGGCCGCGGAGCUGGUAGACCAGGCGGCAAUGAAAGCGGAGGUAUCUACAGCAGCAGUACUCAGCCUCUCAAAAUGGCUUCUGACGCCAUGCUUGGCUUCGCUGCGGUGCAAACGCCGGACGAUCCAGGUUCUGGCAUGGAAGCAGCAGGGCGAGGCGGAGAGAGGGAUACGCUGGCUGUGGAGUCGCGCAAGUCUGAGGAAGAGACAGGUCGCUGCGGCGCAGGCCGCCCUCGAACGCGGCGAGAGCGGGGCCGCGCAGCGCCUGGAGGCGGCGGAGGAGGAGCUGGAGAGGGCCUUGGAAGCGGUCCUCGAUGCGGAGUGUGCAGGCGGCGCUGGUUUCGGGGACGGAGGUUCCGGCGAGUCUUCCUCUGACAGCGAGGGGGGCCCGGGCUUCUUCGACGGCAUCAAUGACGACCCUUCCGAGGAGGCUUUUCUUGCGGCGAGCACCAGAACGGCUCGCGGGGCGAGCGGGGGUGUUCGUGUCAGCGACGGCGGUGGGGGUCGUAGUGACGAUUUGGCGGCGGGUUUGGCCGGCGCGGACGGCGGCGGCGUUGGUGACGAAGAUGAUGAUGAUGAUGUUGACCCGAAGGCAGCAGGGAGAGCGAGCAGGAGCAGUGGCGUGGAAGUCAUCAGCGUGGCAGCCGCGGCAACAACAGCCGACGAUGGCAAACCAAGCGGUGCCAAUAGUCGAAGUAGCGACAACGGGGAGAACGGCUGGGUGGAAGCAGGCAGCAGUAGCAGCAGCAGUAGCAGCAGCAGUAGCAGCAGCAAGGACGUUGAGAACGGCGGCGGCAGAGCAGAACAAGACCCAGCAGCAGGCGAAGGCAGAACCGCGAAGAGGAGGAAGAUCGAGGGCCAGGAGCAGCAGGGAGCGAGCAAGUCGGCGCCCGCCAACUUCAGCAGAGUAGACCCGUCCCUUCCGCGCGCGGAGCUCGCGGAACGGUUCCCCCUGUUCCUCGAAGCGGAGUCUUGUACCGUGGAGGUGGAGGCCGGGCAGAUGUUGUACUUGCCGGCCGGGUGGUUCCAUGAGGUGUCCUCGGUGGCAUCGGAAAACGGCCACAUGGCGUUCAACUAUUGGUUCCAUCCCCCGGACUCUUUUGGCUCGUCCUCCUCGCCGUACGAGUCGAGCUUUUGGCAGAGGGAUUGGGAAGCACGCCAGGAGGAAGGAGGCGGGCUCGGGGCGGGGGUGGAGAAGAAGAAUGAAUAGUGAAGAAAAAGCAGUCUCUGCUCGUCGUGCCGCGGUUGGAUGAGGAUAAUGUAGAAUGUGACAUUAUGUCCAGGUGCCCUGUACCCAAGGGUCGUCUGCAGGCGGUUCAGUGUAUAUAUGCUGUAUUGGGUUCCAGGAAGAAAGGCUGCGUAAUGUUCAGACCGAAGUGUGUUCCGACCGAAGUCAAUGUUGUUGCUAGAGUUGUGAAUCGGUACGAAAAAACGAUAUAUUUUACAUCGGCUGCGCAGCAGGCGAUAUAACGAUAUUUUCUCCGAUAU
Messenger RNA from Ectocarpus sp. CCAP 1310/34, 2604 nucleotides. NCBI's taxonomy places the organism in Eukaryota, Phaeophyceae, Ectocarpales, Ectocarpaceae. The record is from the annotation of a GenBank genome assembly.